AAUAGCACAAAAUUAGUAUUAAAAACAGCACAAAAUUAGAUAAAAAUAUUAUUACAUGAUAAAUAGUCCCAAAAUAUCGUAAGACACUUUCUGAUCUCUUCUUAGCGCCAAGCUUCACCGUGACUGAAGACGACCGGAUCGAAUUCCAGACACAAAGAUCCUUAAUCUCCACUCCAUCUCCUACGGAUCUGCAUAAAUGGCGGUUACUCACUGAUUCAGACACGGAAAAAGGAAAAAGCUUUCUGCUUAACUUUUGCAUUACUUUUAAUGGCGGUUCCUCAAAACGGCAAGUCCUUCUUCUUCCGCUUCUCCUUUUUAAUCUCCCUCACUUUACUUUUUGUUUCGCCGUCGUAUGCCAACGAGUCGCCGGUUAUAGUUGAUCCGACUCCAUACGAAACCGUAGAUGUUUCCACCGAUGUAGCUGUUUCGGUUAGUGAAUCCAAUCGAGAAGCUGUUCUAUUGCAUAAACUGGAGGCACUCGUCAAGAAUCUGACGGAAUUAGUCGCUAAUCUAGAUGCUAGGUUAUCUGAAACUCAGGAAUCGCCAUUAAUGGAGAAGAACGAGAUCACUAGAUCAGGUGAUGAAAUGGAAGAUGAGAAAGAGAGAGGAGGAAGAGCAAAGGCGUUUUCGGUUACUAAAUACAGCCCUUUUUGGUCGGAGAGGUUUUUGUUCACAUCAGCUGUGAAACUCGAUUCCGAUGCGACUUGUAUCAAUGUGCUGCCGUUUAAGGACUUCGAAGGUUCGAGCAAAUACUUUGCGAUUGGUGAUUCUCGAGGCAGGGUUUAUGUGUUCUUGAGAAAUGGUGAUGUUUUGAUUGAGUUUUUCACCACGGUUGAUUCACCGAUAACUGCUAUGGUUUCGUAUUUGUCUGUGUUCAAGAACUCGAGUUUCGUGGUCACGGGCCAUCAGAACGGUGCGGUUUUGCUGCAUCGGAUCCACGAGGGAUCCAACGGCGAAGAUUGGAACUCGAACUCGGUUUCGAUGGAAGUUGUUGGCAAAUUUGAUGUGGAUGAUUCGGCUGAUCCUGUGACUCUAUUAGAAGUGCAUCAUGUUGGUCGUGUUAGGUAUAUAUUGGCGACGGAUUUAAGCGGAAAGCUCACGGUUUUAACCGAGAACAGAACGGUUUAUGGGUCGGUUAUGCCAUCGAGUAGACCGCUCGUGUUCUUGAAGCAGAGACUGUUGUUUCUCACCGAGUCUGGUGCUGGGUUCGUUACUUUGAGGAGUAUGAAGAUAAGAGAAACAGAGUGUGAAGGACUAAACCAUUCAAUCGCGAGAACCUAUGUUUUCGAUGCCACGGAAAGGUCUAAAGCUUACGGAUUCACAUCCGAGGGAGAAAUCAUUCACGUGUUGCUUCACGGAGAUAUAAUGAACUUCAAAUGUAGAGUAAGAUCCAAGAAAAAGUUUCAAAUGGAAGAGCCAGUAGCUUUACAGUCAAUCAAAGGCUACCUUCUCGUAAUCAACGAAGAAAAGGUUUUCGCUUUCAACGUAUCGACUCAGCAUUACGUCCGAACAGCAGGUCCUCGGCUUUUGUUUUCCGCGGGAUUAGAAGAGAUCAGAUCAGCGUUCUUGAGCCAUCGUCAAUCUUAUUCAAGAAACGUAGCAGCAGUAAAGGCGAGACCUUUGAUCGCUAGCGACAGAGAAAAUCUUGUCGUGAUCGGUUUAGGAGACGGGUAUUUCGCGGUUUAUAAGUCGAAGCUUACGAGUCUCAAAGGUGAUUUCAACACGAUGCUUUGGAGCAGUCCAGUGUUCUUCUUCAUACUGUUUCUGUUCGGAGCUUGGCAUUUCUUCGCCAAGAAGAAAGAGUCGCUCACCGCGUGGGGGCCAGAUGAUCCUUUUACACAAACCGCAGGACAAAACAGUUCCGCGAAAGAACCGUCUUUUACUGAACCUUCUAGAAGAAACGAUGACCUCAUGGAUCUACGGAGAAGAUACGCUGGUGGGUCUUCGUACCGGUCAGUUGGAGCUAACGACCAAAGCUCGAGAGCUCCGGUGGAUGGAGGCUACAGAACAACCGCACAGGAUCAUAACAACUACCGUGGCGGGUCGGGUCUUGAUUCAAGCGGGUUUGGUAAUAGAAGAGAUAGUUUGUUUGGUAACAGCAAAGUAUUGGACGACGAAAGUUGAGUCUUUUUGGAUUUCUUGCAUAUUCCCAAGCUUUGUUUAAGUUUUGACAUGGAACCAACUGUUACUUGAACAAGUUAUAUAAUCUUUGUAACGCAAAAGUUUUUUUGUUCCUCGUUCGUUUUUUUUUU
Eutrema salsugineum is the source of this 2252-nucleotide messenger RNA. RefSeq lists its product as uncharacterized. The record is from RefSeq and is a predicted model, not a curated record. Gene Ontology annotation, molecular function: protein binding. Lineage: Eukaryota; Viridiplantae; Streptophyta; Magnoliopsida; Brassicales; Brassicaceae.